Podospora anserina S mat+ is the source of this 333-nucleotide messenger RNA. RefSeq lists its product as uncharacterized. Lineage: Eukaryota; Fungi; Ascomycota; Sordariomycetes; Sordariales; Podosporaceae. The transcript is spliced from 3 exons. Bases 1 to 333 code for a protein of 110 amino acids. The record is from RefSeq and is a predicted model, not a curated record.
AUGGGCGUAAUGCACGUGGUGAUGUUCAGCUUCAAACCGCUGGCCACACCGGAGGAGGUUCAAGAAGUCUGUGACAAGCUCCUAGCGCUUAAAGACACCUGCCUCCAUCCAGAGACCAACCGGCCGUAUAUGAAGAAUAUAACUGGAGGGGUGAAUACGCACAUGAGUGACGCCCAAGACAGAGUAACCCAUGCCUUUGUGAGCGAGUUCGACAGUGACGAGGACAGGGAAUAUUAUCUCAAGACAGACCCGGCGUAUGCUGCUUUUUGGGAGGGUGCAAAGGGGAUUGUGGAAAGGACGGAGGUGGUGGGGUUUAUGCCUGGGAAGUUUUAA